Messenger RNA from Oikopleura dioica, 1428 nucleotides. The record is from the annotation of a GenBank genome assembly. NCBI's taxonomy places the organism in Eukaryota, Metazoa, Chordata, Appendicularia, Copelata, Oikopleuridae.
AUGGCGAGCAUUACCUCCCCGGAAUAUAUUUCAACCCAAACUACAAUGGUGAGCGGCGGUGGCGCAAGCAAAACCGACAAUCAACAGACCGAGGACGAGAAUCUUCCGCCACCACCAAUUCCACCACCAGUUGCCGAGUCAACUCCAACCAAGUUCACGACAACGCCAGAGAUGAAAACAGUCACCCCAUCGUCAAAAAUCGUCAACUGCAAGAGAAAUCUAACGCAAGCAAUAUUUGGCAAAAGUGAACGCUCUCAAUCUCCCAAAAGCUCUCCACCCCAUUCCUGGAACAAUGCCUCAAAACAUUGGAGCCAAUCGUCUUUACAUGAACGUGAGCUCUUCACAACAACAACAACAACAAAAACAACAACAACAACAGCGACCAGCAAAACCACCCCGACGGAAGAAGCAACAAAAGUCCACAACAAACUCCCCGCACCACCAUCACAACAGUUCAACUGGCAGCAACAAGACUUCUGGCAGCAGCAGCAGCAGCAACAACAGUACUACUACUGGAAUGGAUCAAUCGCAGACCAUCAAUCACUCGACUACAACCCCUUCAACCACGGCAACUAUCACAACCACCACCACCAAUCCUCUAGAUACGACCAGUCACAGUAUCAACAGCGAGACCAGCACGACCAGUCACAGCAACGAUUUUACAGCAGCCGACCAAUGUUUUCUUCUUUCGGAAGAGAGGCAGAAUGUGGACAGAGCAAUUUUGGAGCAAAUUUAUACCGACCAAUAUAUCAACAGAGUCACAUCGACUACAGCUCCUUUUAUUCAAACGACGCCACGCCACUUUCAACAACGUCAUAUUACCCAACACCACCACCAACAACAGCAACAGCACCACCACCACCACAACCACCACCAACAACCAACACAACCAAUCACUACAACAAACACUACCAGCACGGCGGCAACAAUCAACAACAACAACAACAAAAUGUCAAACAAAACAACGGCUUACAAUCAACUUUUCCCAACUACUACGGCGGCGACGACGGUCAACUAUCGCAAAAAGAACACUUCCAACAUUAUGAACAAAUUGACAAAGGACCAGCUUGCUCACUAUUUUCAGCAGCAACAGCACAUGUUGGCGAGGGCAGCGGCGGCGGCGGCGGCUCAGAGACGACAACAGACAACCAAUUCGACACCACAACAAAUUUUUUACCAACAGCAAUUAUUCAACCAACAAACAUUCAACAGUUGCACCCAUCCAAGCAGCACCAAUUCGGCACCACCAAUGCCACCAACAACCAGCAACAAUUCAUCGUUUCUACAGCAAAUUCCACUAUCUCAAAUUCUGAAUCAACAUCAGAAAACCACCAACCCCGCCCAAUUUCAACACCGAUAAUUUUCACAGAUAUUGAUACAGGAGAAAUCAUCUGCAACGACAGCAUCGAGUCAAUUCUUGAACUUUAA